AUGGCUGCAAAUGUGACACGAAAAGGAACCGAUCUCGACAUUUUGAAGGUUAGCCAGAACGAGCUGAGCAACCGAAUGAGGGCAGCAGAAGCCAAUGGCAGGACUUUGGUCUGGGUUCCUCAUGAAAAGGAUGGAUUUGCAUUGUCUUUCAUACUCAAAGAACCAGAUAACGAAGGAUACGUCGAAGUGGAGUUGCUGGAAUCUCACGAAAGACAACGAGUGAGCCGCGAUGAUUACCAAAAAGUAAAUCCACCAAGAUUCGACAAAUGCGAGGAUAUGUCUAGUAUGUCAUGUCUGAACGAAGCCUCAGUCUUGUACAAUUUGAAGCAACGAUAUUUCUCCAGUCUUAUUUACACAUAUUCUGGUCUCUUCUGUGUCGUAGUUAAUCCUUAUAAACGACUACCAAUCUAUACUGAGUCAAUUGCAGAACAGUACAAGGCAAGAUUGAUAAUUUUAUCGCUUAUAAUUUCCCCUUCUCAGUAUCUAGUAUGGUAG
Molecule: messenger RNA, 495 nt
Organism: Cylicostephanus goldi
Lineage: Eukaryota; Metazoa; Nematoda; Chromadorea; Rhabditida; Strongylidae
Source: the annotation of a GenBank genome assembly